UCUGCAAGCCCGCACCCGCUCCAUUCCUUGAGCCGGUGUGCCCGUGUCCUGCUCCAAGGGGGCCCUUGACCAUCUUCGUCGCGCCCGCGUGAAACACCACAUUCCACAGGCACGCUCAGCGACGUGACCUACAAUCCAACGCCUCGAGUUUCAACCCUCUCCUCUGCAACCAAGACUGUCGUCAGUUGCUUGCUUGCCGCCCCGGCCGAGCCUCUCUCCCUCAUCGAGGAGCCUUCUCGACCACUGGCCAAACCACUUCCAGGCGACGAAGGCAGCCUGCGCAGGCUUUUGAUUGGACCACCUUCCAUCGAGCCUGCUACCCACGUCGUCGCUUCGACUGUCCUCGACACCCUCGACGACGCCGUAUCGCUCGCCCACCGCCUCUUCGGCCUCCCCGCCUCUUCCGCCCUCUCCGCCCCAGCACAACUUCGACAGAAUGGUCUCGUCAUUUUUCACAGCCGCCCUCGCGGCGGCAUCGCUCUUCUCUGCUGUCUACGCAGACCCGAUGCCGAACCCCGUCGCCGCACCCAACCCAGACAGCGUAAAGUCCCAAACCUCCACGCCAACCUACACGGGAGCCCUCCACUCGAUGACUUACAAGGGUUGCUUUGACUCUUCCGAACCCCUAGAAGACCAAGGCGAGUACACCUACCAGACCCAAGGUAACUGCCAGCCCGUCUGCGUUGGUCUGGGCAACUCGGUCAUGGCCCUCGUCAACGGUACCAACUGCUACUGCGGAAACAAGCUGCCGGCAAAGUCCUCUAGGCAGUCAAAUGACGACAAAUGUGACACGCCUUGCAACGGUUUCGACAAGGACAACUGCGGUGGAAAUAACUAUUGGCAGGUUUACCUGACGGGAAUUAACAACAAUGAUGUGGACUACUACGAUGGCGGUUCGUCAACUUCGUCCGGUCUGUCGACUAGCACGAGCAUGUCUCAGGGCACGCCCGUCCUCGUGACCGUCAGCGCCGGAUCGACCGUCAUCGUUACCCAGGGCCCGUCCUCCGACAGUGGAAAGUCCAGCGGUAGCUCCAGCACAGCUGGUAUCGCUGCUGGCGUCGUGGUUGGUGUCGUCGUUCUUGCUUCAAUCGUCGGCGGUGUCUUCUUGUACCUCCGCCACAAGCGCAGGAAGGAGAUCGAGGACGAGCACCGCGCGCGCCAGAGCGUCAACAACUUCGUUGCCACUGGCAAGCACCCCAACGCGCACUCCAUCAAUGACAACAUUCUGGACCCCACGUUUGCGAGGAGGAUGAGCAACGGCAGCGUCGCCGACAACCAAGACUACUCAAGAAGGAUCCUCCAGGUGAGGAAUCCCGACGAUGACUAG
Aplosporella prunicola CBS 121167 is the source of this 1327-nucleotide messenger RNA. RefSeq lists its product as uncharacterized. NCBI's taxonomy places the organism in Eukaryota, Fungi, Ascomycota, Dothideomycetes, Botryosphaeriales, Aplosporellaceae. Bases 437 to 1327 code for a protein of 296 amino acids. The record is from RefSeq and is a predicted model, not a curated record. The transcript is spliced from 3 exons.